CUGAGUUUGUUCCAUUUUGUCGAUGAUAUAGCGAGAUAAAUUGUUGGUCAUUAUCCUGUCAGCCCAUCCUCACCUAUUCGUCCUCGAAUCUCGUACAUCCUCCCUUUGGUAGCUCGACUUGCUCCAUCGACAGUAAGAUUCCAUCCAGCCUGCGAUUUGGACGAGGAGGCUCAUUCCCACGGACGGCAACAGCACAACAUACUUCAUAACUCUAUAAAAUAUGGCGGAACCACCGCAGCCAUCACCGCCACGGGCAGAGCACUCCUCUGAAGAUACAGCUACGGCGACACAGAAGCCUCUUGAAGCCAGCGCCGAUGCUGACUCGGACCCAGACUUUGACGAUCUCGAUGAUGUUCUUGAUCAGUUCUCAGCCGCAUCCCUAGCGCAGCCCAAACCUCAAUCCGAUCCCGCACCUUCAUCCUCCGGCCCAGGCAGACCAGCCGCAGCGACGCACGAUGAACCCUCUCUCCCUCCUGACAUUCCCAUCCCAGAAGGUCCCAAACCGAAUGAGUCCGAGGAAGAGUUCAUGGCUCGCCUCACUGCCGAAAUGUCUACAGUCAUGUCCAAGUUUUCGGCCGACCCAGCCGCCUCGGCAGCCUCGCCAGAAGACAUCGCAAAAAUGGGUCGUGAGCUCGAGGAGUUUACGCAGAAGAUGGAGUCUGAAGGCAUUCAGCCCGAAGAUCUCUUGAAGGCCAUACUAGGCGAGGACACUGGAUCUAGGGUCGAGGACGUUGCGGUGAACGAGCGCGUGAGAAGGGAGAGUGAGUCACAGUCCCAAAGUCCCGAAAAGGCCAAACGACCUGGCUCUUCCAAGGGCAAAGCAACGAAUUCUUCGUUCGAAGACACUAUCCGCAAGACGAUGGCCCGCAUGGAGUCUUCUUCGGCAGCUGCAAGUAGUGCGACGGCGCAAUCCUCUAAGUCGGAGGAGGAUAUGCUAGCGGAAAUGCUGCGCGCCUUGGAUGCCGAAGGUGCUGGUGGCCAGGGCGAUGGCGACCUGUCUAAAAUGUUUCUCGGUAUGAUGGAACAGCUCACAAACAAGGACAUGCUCUACGACCCGAUGAAAGAGCUCAGUACGAAGUACCCAGGAUGGCUGGAGCAAAACAAGCCUAAAUUGCCGAGUGACGAGUACGAGCGUUUCUCGAGACAACAGGUCAUUGUGAAUGAGAUUGUAAACAAAUUCGAAGAGAAAGAUUACAGUGAUGAUGAUUCUAAAUGUCGAGAGUUCGUGUGGGAGAAAAUGCAAGCGAUGCAGGCAGAAGGCGCCCCUCCCGAGGAUCUUGUUGCCAAUCCUUUCCCCGGUAUGGGAAUGCCUGACCUGGAUGAAAAGGGACUUGAAGAAGGUUGUCCGACACAGUGAUUAGCAGUGGAAGUGCUGGAGCAUGAUGCAGGAAGGACCUCGGACAGGAAAACAAAGUACUAAAUAAACCUUGAGUCCGUGAGCGUUGCUCGAGACGAAAUGGUCGAUCGAAUGUGAUGGCACCCACGUUUCGGAUCUCAGACGAAAGGAAUGUUUGCACCGGGACUACAGUGUUGCCUUUUGCCACAGGAUCUCGAGAAAACGACAUUUGAAACAAACAUCCCUACGCCGUGGAGUCACUUCCACAGGGUCGCAUACAAUAGAUGUGGAUGGAAGCGAUGCCGUAUACUCAAUCACGUCUCAGGGGAAGCAUCUUCAUGAGCACACAGACGCAGGGCACGUCGACGUCUUCUGCAGAUUGGGUGAUCUACAAGAAUAUGAAGGCGGUAAUACGAGCAAAUGAGGUCAAAUAUUUUCUACAGAUAUUCAAUGUGGUUUCGGCAUGUGAAGCGUAUUCACAACCGGGAAACGUGGCAGCAAACCGAGAAUACACGGAGACAUGCCAAUACAAAUGUCCACAAAGCUAUUCUCGACGACUCGUAGUAUUGAUAUAGAUUCAAGUGGUUGAACGGUGAUAUCUUAAAGCCCUUUUCGGGUAGCCUUAAUCGAAUUGAUCAG
Messenger RNA from Exophiala oligosperma, 1975 nucleotides. RefSeq lists its product as uncharacterized. The record is from RefSeq and is a predicted model, not a curated record. The coding region runs from base 221 to 1357 and encodes 378 amino acids. The transcript has 2 exons. NCBI's taxonomy places the organism in Eukaryota, Fungi, Ascomycota, Eurotiomycetes, Chaetothyriales, Herpotrichiellaceae. Gene Ontology annotation, cellular component: peroxisomal membrane; peroxisome. Gene Ontology annotation, biological process: protein import into peroxisome membrane.